Porites evermanni is the source of this 654-nucleotide messenger RNA. The record is from the annotation of a GenBank genome assembly. NCBI's taxonomy places the organism in Eukaryota, Metazoa, Cnidaria, Anthozoa, Scleractinia, Poritidae.
AUGAAAGCAGCCAUAAGAAAGUAUUGCGCGGAAGGCCAUGACAUCAUGAAAGUAGGAGCAAUGCACAAGGCUCUUAAGGAACGACCUGUCAAAGGAACAACAGCGGCUGUAGCCAUUUUGGAUGAGUCAUUCAAAAUUCUUGAGGUUCAGAAGAUAAAACAACUUAGUGAGUUGCACAACUUUAGAUACGAAGAGAGUGGGAUAAGAGUGUGGAAAGCUUACGCUGUUGGGGUCGGCAGGCUUAUCCCUUGGCAAUCUUUGCACAUACGGCACCAGGGCUCAACAAAUAUAUCAUUAAUGGAGGGAAAAGGAUUCUUCGCCAACACAGAAAUAAGAGACCUUCAUCGCUCAAGAAAGUGUCAAGCAAGUAAAGACCACGUUGAAAUUGAUGAUCAGCCAUCAAUGUUUGUGUGCCCUGAAGAAGGCUGUAACUGCACUUUUGACUCUUUCUCCGAACUUGAGUUGCAUACAGACGUAGGAAUACAUGAUAACAGGAAGUCGGAAAGUCUUUAUGAUAAAGUACGGAAAAACUGGGCUGAAAAAUUUUCUUCUAUUGAGAACCAGAAGUUAACAAGCAACAAAUCCUCCACUGGUCUGACUGUUAACAGCACAAAUUCUCGUCUAAGUAUCGGAUGGGCUCUUAACAAAGGUUGA